GCGAAAGUGACGAGGACAUAAGGUCCUGUUAGUCCAGAGGGGUCCGGAAGCGCAGGUCAGCGGAGGACGUCUCGAUUGGAACAGUGCUACACUACAGCCGCAGACUGCAAGUGUAUCCGAGAGACUUUACUGUGCUCAAGUACAGGAGGGAGCCAGCGUAGUUUAUGGAGCCGUCUGAAAACUAAAACAAAGGGUUCUCUCUCCGGUCCCGACGUUCUGUUAUCAGACAGUGUGCUAUCCGACUAUGAUGGAAGAAGAGAAGACCCCGGAGGUCAGUGCAGCUGUGGAGGAACCUGAACCCAUGGAGCAGCAGAGUGUGAUGUCACGGCUGGGCAGCCUGCCAUUGGUCAGCUCGGCCUGCGGCAUGGUGUCCAGCGCCUACACCACCACCAAGGAGGGCGUGCCGCUGCUGAAGGGGGUGAUGGAGGUGGCCGAGAGCGGGGUUCAGAUGCUGGGCUCCGUGGCAUCCUCCGGGUCCAAACCGCUGCUGGACAGACUGGAGCCACAGAUUGCUGUGGUGAACGAGUAUGCCAUGAUGGGAUUGGACAAGGCAGAACAGAGUAUUCCGAUCCUCCAUCAGCCUGCUGACAAGGUGAUGUCGGACACGGUGGGUAAGGUGUACCAGUCGGUUUCCGGGGCUAAGGAGGCGGUUACCGGGGUGAUGAUGGGUGCCGUGGAGAUGACCCGGUCCGCGGUGAGCGGGGGCCUGAGCACCGUUAUGGGGUCCCGCGUGGGACAGAUGGUCAGCAGCGGGAUGGGCCUUGCCCUGACCCACUCUGAAGACUGGGUGGACCAGAACCUUCCGCUGUCCGAGAGGGAACUGGCCGCUCUGGCUGAGCCUGCCCCAGAUGCGGAGGCCGUGGUCCAGGCGGCAGGCGGCUCUAGCCCCAGCAGUUACUUCGUGCGCCUGGGAAAGCUGUCCUCCAAGGUGCAGGAGCGCGCCCUGGAGCAGUCCCUGGCCAAAGCCCGACGGGCCCGGGACGUCUCCCACGCGGCCGUGGCCCAGAUCGGGAGCACCCUGGACCUGCUGGAGGGCGCGCGCUCCACCCUGGCCACGGCCAACGCUCAGCUGGGGGGGGCACCGGAGCAGCUGAUGCAGCGCUGGGCGGAGUGGCAGCAGGCCCUGCCGAAAGAGAAGGAGGGACAGGCGGAGGAGAAGGACGAGAAGAGUGAGGGCGACCAGGGCGAGCAGCUGGAGUGGCGAGCUCUCUCCAUGGUGCGGGGUCUCAGUGGGCAGGUGCAGUCCGCAUGCUCCGGGGUGGUGUCGAGCGCUCAGGGGCUCCCUGGAACCGUGCAGGAGCAGCUGGCCAACGCCCGUCAAGUGGCCAGGGAACUGCACUCGUCCCUGGGCAGCACCAGCACCCUGUCCCCCCACAUCCUGGAGCAGACUCGACUCCACCUGGCACAGGUUCAACGCUCUCUGGAUGGCGUGACAGAAUACCUUCUCAACAACACCCCCCUCAACUGGCUGGUGGGACCGUUUGCCCCUCAAAUCACAGAGAGUGGGGAGGGAGAACCUGGAGAGAAGGACACCCCAAAACAGGGCCAAUGAGCUGUACAGGGGGGAGGAGAUGUGUAUCUGAUAACUGAACAUCCUGUUCUUUUUCAACAAGAAAAGAGCGUGUCACAGCUUCAGUAGUGCUUUUAAUAAAUACAAAUAAAUAUUGCUAUUGUUUACGAUAUAGAGUCUGUUGCCUGACACCGGUACAGUAUAUGUAAAGAGUGCCAUUCGUGAAAUUGUAAAUUAUUUUCAUUGGAAAAAAAGGAAUUGAUUUGAGCAGAGUUCAUACACUCACAGACCUUACAGCGGAGACUGUUAGGUUUGUUUAUUGCCAUUUGCACACUGUGCCUUAAAAAUGAGUAAAUCAAUACUUUUCUUAAUAAUACUGGCUGUUGACAAGUCUGCGUGCAAUAUGUACCUAUCCUUUAAACUUCAACAGAUGGUGUUUACUGUAUGCGUGUGUGUGUGUUAUCCCUGAUUUGAUGUAAUGUCCCACUGCUAUUAAUAUAUAAAAUGCAUGUGGUUUCCCUUAUUCGAUGUGCUUACCUGUAAUUAAGAAAAGACCCUCAUUAAAAAAAUGUCAAAGCCC
Molecule: messenger RNA, 2090 nt
Organism: Conger conger (European conger)
Lineage: Eukaryota; Metazoa; Chordata; Actinopteri; Anguilliformes; Congridae
Gene: plin3
Product: perilipin 3
Exons: 9
Coding region: 245-1552 (435 amino acids)
Biological process (GO): positive regulation of triglyceride storage; lipid storage
Cellular component (GO): lipid droplet; cytosol
Source: RefSeq, a predicted model, not a curated record